This is a messenger RNA of Pseudocercospora fijiensis CIRAD86, 3120 nucleotides long. RefSeq lists its product as uncharacterized. The transcript has a single exon. Bases 202 to 2721 code for a protein of 839 amino acids. Lineage: Eukaryota; Fungi; Ascomycota; Dothideomycetes; Mycosphaerellales; Mycosphaerellaceae. The record is from RefSeq and is a predicted model, not a curated record.
CCACACUCUUUCCACAUACCAGACCCUGCCUGCCUGCAGUGACCACAGCUAGCCAGAGCCUUAUCCAUCGCUUCGAAGCACCGCCCGCAACGAGACGCUGGACGUUGACGCAUCGAUUGAUCGAUUAUAUACUUGAGUCGCCGGGGAGCAAUGAUACAACGAUAAGAGGCGCGCGAGUCAGAACUAUCACUUCCGCAUUGGAUGCUUUAUCGAACGGCAGACAUGUCGCUGGCUACAUUAGACGGAGUACGGCCAGUCUCCUUUCUACCAACGAUCAAAUGCUCAACAUGUGGGGACGAAAUCGCAAUAGCGGCCAUGGGAGAUCAUGUCUGCAGAGGAGAGAUGCCAGCGCCUCUCACGACCAGAAGUCACACGCCUAAUAUGAGCAAUCCUUUUACUCUAAGGCAGCUCAAUGCAAGCGGCAAUGGGCCUUCUAUGACACCGCUGCCUCUACAGCAGAGUAAUAGCGAGCCUGCCGUCCCUCAAUCGCGAACAAGGACUCCAACACCGUCCUCCAAUCAAAACGGACCCUCGAAAGCAUCACGGAUAGCCUUGCCAAAAAUCAACCCGGAUGCCGCAAAUAGAACUUACCUUGCACCCCGACCGACAGGCCUGGAAUCGCCUGAUUCGCCGGGAACGAGUAUGCGAAGUGCCAAGCCUGGAUAUCAGAGGAGUGCGACUAGUCCUAUGCCACGACUAUACGAUCCUCGGCCACCGAGUCCUGAGCUAUCAGCAAAUCUUGACUGCGCAUUCCCGCCAUGGCCAUCAAUGAACCCUCCUCCUUCAAGGCCGCCGACUAGUCAGGGAAGACGAACACCCACCGGAAGUGACCGGGCUCCGUCGAGAGGGACAUCUCGGUUCGAUCGGAACUUGGGUGCCGAAGAAGAGCCAUUCAACCUGGAACCUAAGAGUGCAAAUGCGAGUGCAAGUGAGAAUGUGUUGCAGAAGCUGAACACAUUGAAGAGCGGGCCAUUCGCUGGCACUAGGAGGCAAGGCACUGGAGACUCAAAUGCAUCCAGUCCAUUGCCGUCAAGCGGUCGAAGACCAAGUGCUCCUGCGGUAGAGCCUCUAGCCCGACCUGCUACAGCACAGUCGAACAGGUCGCGAUCAAGAGGACGACCCUCGACGCCUCAAAGCAAUAGAGUCCCUCGAGAACCGAGUGAAGCUGCCAGAAAGGCUCCUCCACUACGUCCUAAUAGACCAGAUGACGAGAUAUUAUCACCAUCGUUCCUCGAUCAAUUCAGCGCUGAACCUGAUUCAGUGCUCCCGCUGGCUGUGCGAAGGGAUGAAGCUGAAUUCGGACGAGAUCACUCAUAUCCACUCGCACAAAUGAGCCACGAGCGGCCCGACUCACAGACUUUGUCCAAGGCCAGGAGCGAACCUAACCUCCUAUCAGCAAUUACACCCUCUCAGCUUCCGGUGAGGACAGAUAGCCGAGCUGGUACACGCAUGGACUAUCGAAUGCGAGACGCACCGCCUGUACCGAAACCUGUAGCACAACAUCAAAAGAGUGGUAAUCACACUCCAACAGAGUCUGCAUCCUCCCUAGCUUCGACAACACGCUCGGGCUGCGACACCAAAAGCAACCACAGCAGCAAUGGGCCCAGUCCUCCUGGUAGUUCGAAAACUAGCGUAGAGGCUUUCGAUACGUACGAAAACGAUGCAGACAAGAUUGAUGGUGCACGGGUACUGGCCCUACACGUUCGCAAUCAGCAGAGUCCAGGAGAGCGCGCUGAGCUUCCAAAGCAGUCCUCACCUCCUCGAGCAUUGGCGAAACCGAUUAUCCCGAAGGAAACGCCGCAGAAGCCAUUCGGCAUGCCUCGGAGGCAGCCGCUCGAGUCGCCCAUGGAUCCAGCGCUCCAGUCUCGAGCGGGCCCUACAAGUCAAUGGGCCACCUACGAGCCAUGGGGCCCAGCGAUUGAUACGACAUCCAACAGGAAAGGCUCAAGCGAUCACGAACACUUGUCGGUGCAGUCGGAGGUUCGAGCACCCGCUGCGUUGUCCGUUUCGAAACAUGCGGAAGCAACAAGUGCGACUAGCAGGAUGGCAAGAUCGGGUGUGGCCCGCUCUGCCUCUCCCACAAGCAGCGCUGGGCCCGACUACGCCGCGCCUAGCGUGAAGACCGCAAGUUCUAGGACGCAGUCUCCGAGCGCCCCCAGACUUCCACCUGUUCCAGGACAGGCGUCAAGGCCACGGACAGCACGGCGACGACCCACCAAUGCGAAGGCAAUGUGUCGAGGAUGCGGGCAGCUCAUUGAAGGGAAAUCGGUCAAAGCGGCCGAUGGUCGUCUGACGGGAAGAUGGCAUAAGGCUUGCUUCGUAUGCAAGUCGUGCACAAAGCCUUUCGUCACUGCUGACUUUUAUGUCAUCGACAACGAGCCCUACUGCGAGCAUGAUUAUCAUGAGAAGAACGGAUCUCUGUGCCACGGCUGCCACAGAGGCAUUGAAGGCCAGUACCUGGAAACGACCAGCUCGAGCAGAUUUGGCAACGUGGACAAGAAGUUCCAUCCCCGCUGCUUCACAUGCUGGGAGUGUCGCACAGUGCUAUCUGACGAUUACUUCGAGAUCACUGGCAAGGUGUUCUGCGAACGGCACGCUCUUGCUGCUAUGCGCGCUCAAGCACGCAGAGGCGGGCCUGGCGGAUCGCUGCAACCUCCUGGACGCCGAGAUAUGCUCGCAGAAAGGCGCACGACGAGAUUAAUCAACCCGAUAAUGGCUUGAAAGACUGCUAAUUACUGGCAAACAUAAUCACAAUGCCAUUGGACACGCCCCCCGAUGCGACCGCGAGCUAUGCCUAACGACUUACAUGGCCUGACUAUCGCUACUAAACAAUUAUUUCUACUGCCGCAUUCCGAGCGCUCUCUGGCAUUUCAGCCACACUUUCUGCAUAGCGAGGAUCAGAAUAUUUUUGGGAUGUAUCUGGCGCGGUCGACUGCAAUCUCUAUUUGGGAGAUUUUGGGAAGAAUGUUGAUACCCACUUACGUUCUUGUUUGUACAGAAGAUGUAAGGUAUUAUUGCAGCGCGACAAAGGUGUCGAGAGCUGAAGGCUUAAUUGGCUAGAAGCAUGUUCGUAAUGUAUCUAGAUGAACAGCAUGGAGAGCCUAAGACUGUCAAAAGCUG